AUGACGCCUUAUGACAAGCUCACCGGCUUAUUCUCGUCUGGACUUGCGAGUACGUCCGAGCCAAAAGAUUCAGUUUUGCUGCAACCGGUCAACAUAGAACUUGAGGAGCUGGAUCAUGAUGGCAGGCGUAGCGCAGAGAGGAGACGAAAAUGUCUUUCUAUCAAACCUGUUGCGGUACGUUCAUUUCGUACAUCAAAGAGGCGAACACUCAUGAGUUCAAAGUGUCGAAAACCCGCUGAAUGUUUUCGCGAACCGAGACAUUUGGCCUCCUACUCUUUUGGAGGACUCGCUGGUCCUUACGGAAUGUCAAUGUGA
Messenger RNA from Ascochyta rabiei, 315 nucleotides. RefSeq lists its product as uncharacterized. The coding region runs from base 1 to 315 and encodes 104 amino acids. NCBI's taxonomy places the organism in Eukaryota, Fungi, Ascomycota, Dothideomycetes, Pleosporales, Didymellaceae. The record is from RefSeq and is a predicted model, not a curated record. The transcript has a single exon.